AUGUUGACCAUCCUCGGCAUCGACAGCCUGGGUUGGGUGAUGUGCCUCGCGCCGCAGACUCAGUUGUUCGAGGACAUCGCCUGCCGCAAGUACUACUCACUGGCGAACAGAGUCCAUGUACUCGACGCGGGAGGCAAAGACCUGUGCAAGAUUCCCGAGGUACAAGAUACCGUCGCCCAGCUGUUUGGCUGGCAGGCCUUCUUCGACGGCCUGCCGGGGCUCCUGCUCGCCAUGCCUUAUGGCGUCAUGGCGGACAAGCGUGGACGGCAACCUGUUACGUUCUUGAGCAAACUCGGGAUGUUGCUGGCAAUGAGCUGGAUUUUGAUCGUCUGCUGGUUUGAGCUGCCCCUGCGGCUCACCUGGCUUUCAUCUCUCUUCACCAUCAUCGGAGGUGGUGGCACUGUAGCCAGUGCCGUGCUGAUGAUGGUUCUGGCCGACUCGACGACCGAGGAGAAUAGAUCUCGGAUAUUCUUUCAGGGCAACGCCGUACUGAUCUUCGCCGAGCUCAUCGGGCCGUCCCUCUCCACGUUGAUGAUGCAAUCCAACGUCUGGUUGCCACUUAUCUUUGCCCUCGCAUGCACCAUCUUGACGACGUUCUUAUCGGCUUUUCUCCCGGAGACGUUGCCGCCCAAGGCAGUAGAUGCCGCUACCGACCAGAUAGGCGAUGAAUAUAGCCCAUCGCUCAACAAGGCUUCGAAGAAAACCCUGUCAGCGACCUGGCAACACGCGUCGGGAACAAUAAGCUACAUAGCAAGUCACAGGAGCGUGCUCUUUCUGGUGGUGUCGUUCCUCGUCAUCGACUUUUCCCGCCAGUCGCUUGCUAUUCUUCUGCAAUACGUAUCGACGCGAUAUUCUGUGCCAAUCGCCAAGGCCAAUCUCUUGUUGUCAUGCAAAUCGUUCGCACAACUUAUCGCGAGCGCAGUGCUCCUUCCGAUCACAGAUUCGUUCGUCCUCAAUACACUUCGAGUUCCAGCAAAGGUUAAAGACUUGAGACUAGCCCGGAUGAGUAUCUCGCUCGUCAUGGUCGGCUUCGCAGUCUUGGUACUUGCGCCGAGCGUCUGGGUAGUUAUUGUUGGGCUCGUCUUCUAUACGAUGGGUUCCGGCUUCGGUGCAUUCGCACGCUCUCUCGUCAGCUCCCUGGUCGAAUCACGCAUGAUCGGGACGCUCUUCACCACUUUGUGCAUGAUGAACACAAUAGGGUCACUUAUUGCUGGCCCGAUCGUUGCGGGGACGUUUAGUUGGAGCUUGCGACUGGGUGGCAUAUUGCGCGGCAUGCCAUUCAUUUUCCCCUUUGUCCUAUGCGGCUUGGCGACUCUCGCUCUGAUGCAGGUCAAAUUACCGUCUCGGUUGGCCAUUGCUGAUGAGCCUGAGGAUGAGGAGUCUAGAGGGCUCCUGCGCUCGGAGGGACCUCGAGAUGGCGACUAA
Molecule: messenger RNA, 1425 nt
Organism: Purpureocillium lilacinum
Lineage: Eukaryota; Fungi; Ascomycota; Sordariomycetes; Hypocreales; Ophiocordycipitaceae
Source: RefSeq, a predicted model, not a curated record